Messenger RNA from Rhipicephalus microplus (southern cattle tick), 924 nucleotides. RefSeq lists its product as uncharacterized. The record is from RefSeq and is a predicted model, not a curated record. NCBI's taxonomy places the organism in Eukaryota, Metazoa, Arthropoda, Arachnida, Ixodida, Ixodidae.
UACCGAUCCACAAGAGCCAUGAAACUUUUGGUCCUUGCCGUGUUCCUCUGUGUUACAACUACGGUAACACUUGCCGGCCAAGCAUACGGACCAGGCGGCUAUGGUGGAGGCAACUACAGAGGCUACGGAGGAGGUCGUGGCGGUGGGGGUGGUGGAUACGGUGCAGCUUACGGUGGAGGCGGCGGAGGCUACCGUCGCGGUUACUCUGGAGGAAAUGCCGCUGGUUAUGGUGGAGGAUACGGCGGAGGCAACGCUGGCGGAUAUGGUGGAGGCUACGGUGGUGGAUACGGUGGAGGAAACACAGGAGGAUAUGGUGGAGGCUACAGUGGUGGUUACGGCAGAGGAAACGCCGCUGGAUACAGCGAUGGCAACGUUGUCGGAUACGGGGGAGGCAACGCUGGUGGAUACGGUGGCGGCAACGCUGGCGGAUACGGUGGCGGUAACGCCGGUGGAUACGUUGGUGGCAAUGCCGGCGGAUACGGUGGGGGCAAUGGCGGCGGAUAUGGUGGUAGAUACGGCGGAGGAAACGGUGCGGGAUACGGAGGAGGCUAUGGUGGUAGAAACUACGGCGGCUACGGGGGUGGAUACAGUGGAAGUUAUGGUGGUGGAUAUAAUGGAGGGUACGGUGGAAGAUACGGUGGUGCCUACGGUAGUGGCUAUGGUGGAGGCUACGGUGGAGGCAAUCGUGGAGAAAACGGUGUAGGCUAUGGCGGUGGAUACGGCAGAGGCUACGGUGGUGGCUAUGGCGGAGGCCUUGGUGGACUUUUUGGUGCUGGCUAUGGCGGUGGCCACGGUGGAGACUAUGGCGGAGGAUAUGGCGGAGGUUAUGGUGCUGGCUAUGGUGGUGGCUACGGUAGUGGCUUCGGUGCCGGUUUGAAGCCUGGCAUAAGCUCUGCCGCGGAAAUAUAUGAUUAUUGGAGAUGA